ACUAUCGUAUCACAAAAUCCUUAAAAUCUGUGGUAUAAAUAAUAUAGAAGAAAUUUGAAUGGUGUUGUGUUUUGAAUUUGAACUUUUGACCUUUUUAGCAAAUUAUUAUUUAUUUCAAACCAAAGCUAUUAUAUAAAUUUAAAGUUAAAAUGUCUCAAGGUAAAAUUGUUUUGAUGGCUUGUGGAAGCUUUAGUCCGCCGACGUACAUGCAUUUACGAAUGUUUGAAAUAGCAAAAGACUAUAUACAUUCCCUCGGUCUUGGUGUAAUAGUUGGAGGUAUAGUAUCACCAGUACAUGAUGCAUAUGGAAAAAAAGAUUUGGUUGCUGCAAAUCAUAGGAUAGCAAUGCUCAAGUUAGCAUUAAGGUCGUCUGGCUGGAUCAAAGUGUCAGAGUGGGAGACACAGCAGACUGGCUGGACGAGAACAAGAGCAUCUAUGCAAUACCAUCAAAAUACAAUAAAUACGGCAAAUCACACGGAUCCUCCGUCAUGGUUACCUGACGACAUCCUCAACGUUAACAUCGAAGACCAAAACUCGAAUCACAUAAAUGGUAACAGCGAAGACGUAACAGUCAAGUUGUUAUGCGGCGCUGAUCUUCUAGAGUCCUUUGCCACUCCGGGGUUGUGGUCUGAUGAUGACCUAGAGGCGAUUUUGGGUCGUCAUGGCAUAGUGGUUGUGUCUCGGGCCGGCAGCGACCCUGGCAGGUUCAUAUACGAGUCAGACAUGCUUUAUAAAUAUAGGAAAAACGUAAUACUGGUAACAAAUUAUAUAGUGAACGAAGUAAGCUCGACGGUUCUCAGGCGGCUCUUGCGCAGAAACGAAAGCGCUAAAUACUUGACAGAUGACAACGUCAUCUCUUACGUACGACAGAAUCAACUCUAUGGGAGUAGGGCCAAUGUCACUGAGUAUAACACAGACAUUAUGUACGAUAAGUCGCCCCAAGAUGUCGUUAUGGCGUCGCCAGAGGAGACUAGCUUCAAAAACAUUCUCAUCUCAAUCAGAGACAAGCCUUCAAUAAUUGACGAAACUAUUACUGUCAAACGGUCCAAAAAGUCUAUUCUAUCCCACACGGACACUGUGUCACCCAUAAAUAACCUAAAACCAAAGAUGGCGUACAUUGACAAAGUGUCACCAACCUACGUACCCGGGAAAGCUGUCAAAAUCGUCAGUGACGUCACUCAACAUACCAUGGACAAGGUAGGUGUAGAAACUCAUUCGCUUGACAGUUUUUUGGACAACUACGAUUUGAGCAAGCGUAGGUUGAGCGAGGGAAAUGUUGAGAAGAAAAUACCCAAAAAGAGAUGUUCUUCUUCCACUAUAAGGAAACUAAAACCAGAUGAGAUGAAAAAAAGGAGGAGGUUGCCCUUUGUAGCUGACAUGUUGCGCGUCAUGCGGCCACAAGUCGCCCUACGCGCCUAUAUAGAGUCGCGUAAAAUGCGACAUUGCGAGUAUUGCAUUUCUUUAUAGUCACGAUGCUUCUUGUAAACACCUGUUAGCAUUGGCGUAUAGGGCUUUUUAUCUAUGUGAAUUUUCGUAUGUCCUGCAUAUAAUAUCAAAUAUGCAAAUUGGCAUCCUUAGGUGGGAACACCCUGUCUGUACCUAAAGCGGGCCAUAGACAGAUCGCAUGUUGCAGUCAAGACCGACUGCAACAUGCGGUCGCCGCACGGCGAUCUGCAGUUUCCAUACUGAAUACUUAUUCGCAAUUCACGGACCGCUCGAGCAGUUCCUGAGCAAACCCCAUAUUGCACUCGGUCUUGACUGCAACAUGCGGUCCGUCUAUGGCCCGCUUUAGUCUUAAUUAAAUAAAGAAGUUUCACUUCAAAUAUUUGUUAUUCACUUAAACAUUCAAUAACUAUGUAUUGAAUGUAUUAACUAUGGCUUAUAGUAGGUUUAUAAAGAGUUUAACUCGGUAUUAGAUAAAUUAUCAGCAAUAUGUAAGUGUAAUUUUGCCAUAAAUACUGCUUUUAAAAUCUCAAUACAUGAUUCGAAUGUUUGUUAGAACUUAGACGUAGUUUAAUUACGUAAUUCAUUCAGAAGAUUUACUUUAUUAUUACUUAAAGUUUUAUGUAUUGAGUAUAUUAUUGUUUUAUACAAUUAGUGUUUUGUUUUAAUAUAAAAUUUAUUUAAAUGUUAAUAUUUGGCAUUAUUAUGUAAAAUGCAUCCGACCAUUGACUAUUUCGACUAUUAAAUGUUUAUUUUUAGAUUACUUAUUUGAAAGCUAUUACUAUUUAUUGUGGUUAUUCCCGAGAAAGAUGAUUAAAAUUUAUAAUUUUUUAAUGGGAAUAUUUUGUUUUUUAAUUUUAUUUAAUGUGUCAAAGAUACUUGAUUCUUUUUUUUAAUAUGUUAUAAUUUAAAAAAGAAAAAAUUAAGUGCAAUUUGUGACGUUCGGCCUUUUUAUACAACAAUGUAUAUUAAUUUUUUACAUCAAAGUUUUGUACAUUAAAAGUAACCAUGGUAACAAUUGACUGUAGAGCCAUGAUAUAUUAGGCCAUAUUAUAAAAGUGGCACUUUAAUAAUAAGGCCGAAUUUGUCUCCUUUCACGAGGGUAGUUUUUUAUUUUUUUUUAUUGUCCCUUGACCCUUGAUUAGUUUUAAAAACGUGUUAUACGUAAACAUGUUGUGUACUUAAAAUGUCCCUUUUAAUCAGCUUCAAGUAAAUGUGAUAUGUAUUUUUACUAUAAUUAUAAAAUGUACAAUUCAUUUGUGCAUUGGCCAUACUAAAAUCUCAAAUUAAUGGCCUCAUUCAUUUCAUUCAAUUAUUAUCACAUAUUUCGUUUGUACGUUUAUUAAUAAGGAGGAAGAAAUUUUAUUACGGAUUAUGGUAUGGUCAGUGCGUAAAACAAUACCUGUAGUUAUGCCGUAAAAAUAAAGGUUAUAAAUCUAA
Messenger RNA from Pieris napi, 2882 nucleotides. RefSeq names its product nicotinamide/nicotinic acid mononucleotide adenylyltransferase 1 (gene Nmnat). Gene Ontology annotation, molecular function: nicotinamide-nucleotide adenylyltransferase activity; nicotinate-nucleotide adenylyltransferase activity. Gene Ontology annotation, biological process: NAD+ biosynthetic process. Lineage: Eukaryota; Metazoa; Arthropoda; Insecta; Lepidoptera; Pieridae. The transcript has 8 exons. The record is from RefSeq and is a predicted model, not a curated record. The coding region runs from base 150 to 1466 and encodes 438 amino acids.